CAUGCCCUGCGGCUUCCGGUUGCGAUUGCUCAGCUCCGCUUCUUCCUGCGCACGUUCCGUCAUGGCGCAGGGGCAGCGCAAGUUCCAGGCGCAGAAGCCGGCCAAGAGCAAGGCGGCGGCGGCGGCCUCGGAGCGCAGCCGGGGCCCGAGGAAGGGAGGUCGUGUGAUCGCCCCCAAGAAGGCGCGCGUGGUGCAGCAGCGAAAGCUCAAGAAGGACCUGGAGGUCGGGAUCCGGAAGAAGAUUGAGCAUGACGUGGUGAUGAAAGCCAGCACCAGCCUGCCCAAGAAGCUGGCGCUGCUGAAGGCCCCCGCCAAGAAGAAGUAGCAGCCUCUUCUCCACCAAGUCACGUUCCUAAGGAUGCAUCGCAGCCCCUGCCUCCACGCUCAGACCUCUGCAGGGGCCUCCACAGGCAGCGCCGCGGACAGGGCGCCCUUCUCCCCAGAGCCUUGGGUUGCAGCUCAAACUUUGGACUGGGGCGGGGGAGCAGGGGUCUGGCUUUUGAGCAGGUGACCAGCACAUCUGUAGUGCACGGGUCAGUUUCCCCGGGGGCCGAGAAUUCAGCAGCGGUCUUGAGGAAAUGUUCAACGUUCUGUACCAUCCCCCCUCAGUUCCCCCUCAGUUCCUUUGUCCACUGGUUUCAUCGGAGCAAUAAACAUCCUUUGUCCUUCCCCUUGCAGCCACACGCUCUGUGAGUGGGCCAGGGCCAGAGGCCAGGCGCACUGACCUGGUCAGCUCAGCAAUGUCUUCAGGAGACCAACCACCCACUCAGAGAGGGUGAUUGAGCUCCUGCACAUCCAUCCUGGGAGUUCAUGGAGAAUCUUCCCUCCAACCCCAGUGACUCACCAACCUCCUUACCUGCCUAGCCAGUGGUGGGCAAACUGCGGCUUGUGAGCAGAGGCUUGCCGCUCUGUUGACUAAUGAGUUUGCCGACCACACUGCCUUAGGGAAAAAACACUUU
Pipistrellus kuhlii (Kuhl's pipistrelle) is the source of this 959-nucleotide messenger RNA. It is a transcript of the gene CUNH19orf53, whose product is annotated as chromosome unknown C19orf53 homolog. Lineage: Eukaryota; Metazoa; Chordata; Mammalia; Chiroptera; Vespertilionidae. The record is from RefSeq and is a predicted model, not a curated record. The transcript has 3 exons. The coding region runs from base 2 to 325 and encodes 107 amino acids.